This is a messenger RNA of Clonostachys rhizophaga, 3357 nucleotides long. Lineage: Eukaryota; Fungi; Ascomycota; Sordariomycetes; Hypocreales; Bionectriaceae. The record is from the annotation of a GenBank genome assembly.
AUGUUGCGAUUAUCGCUCCGGUCAGCGCGUGUGCUUGGCAGACAGCCCAUUGCGGCUGCUGCCCAGCGCCAAUGGCCUGUUGCGACCUCGCACCGAGCCAACCUGUUGCUUCAGAGAGGGUUUGCCGACCAAAAGAAGGCCGAAGUCGCGAAAGCCGCUGCUCAGAACCCCCCUCCUGCGACAAUCGAUGAUGUUGGAGAGUCCAAGGCCAAAGAGAUUCCAACCCCAGCGCCACCUGUCACUCCUCCACGCAAGAAGAAGGGUUUCUUCAGGCGACUUCGAAACCUCACCUUGAACUUGAUUUUGCUGAGUGCCCUCGCUUUUGGUGGAGGUGUUUGGUACUCUCGGAUCAACGACACCUUCCAUGAUUACUUUACCGAAUAUGUACCAUACGGAGAGCAGGCUGUUUUGUACUUGGAGGAAUUGGAAUACAAGAAGCGAUUUCCUAAUGCAGCGAGUCGCAUCGGAAAACCCCGAGAUGGCAGCGAGCAGGUUACAAUCCCAGCCCAGAGCGGUGCUUCUUGGAGGGUCGCCGAUGCUGCUGACUCAAGCAGACGAUCUGGUACUGGCUCAGCUCCCACAAAGAAGGAGAGCCAGCCUGCUAAACCCAAGGCUGCCACGAAGACCCCCGAGCCUACGGCUAAGCCCGCUGAACCUGUCGCUGUCAAGUCCGAGGAGAAGAAGCAACCAGGCUUCAAGGAGCCCGAAGUUAAUGAACCUUCAAGAUUCCCACCCCUGAAGCCCAUUGAUCUUCUCUCCCUGGCCGAUGCCAAGGAACCAGUUGUUCAAGAACUUGUCCAUAUGCUCAAUGAUCUCAUUACUGUGAUCAACGCAGAUGGUGCCCAUGGAAAGUACGGAUCUUCAAUCGAAAAGGCCAAGUCACAAGUGAAGAAGGUCGGAGGUCAGCUCAAGGCUAUCAAGGCCAAGGUCGAGCAGGAGUCCGCCGACGAGGUUCGCGCAAAGGUUGCCGAAUUCGACAAGGCUGCCACCGAGCUUGUCGGCCGUGUUGAGAAGGCUAUGAUUGGCCAAGAGCUGCAAUGGCGCAAGGAGUUUGAAGAGGAGAUGGAGAAGGUCCGAGGAAGCUACGAUGCCCGCGUCAACCUUCUUCUAGAGCGUGAGAAGAAGCUCAAUGAAGCCAAGUUGGAGAACCAACUUCUUGAGCAGGCCAUUGCCCUCAAGAAGGAAUUCACCACCGAGGUCCAAAACCGCGUUGAGCAAGAGCGAGAAAGCCGUUUGGGUCAACUGGAUGCCCUCUCCGCUGCUGUGACGGACCUGGAGCAGCUGACUACGGGAUGGAACUCGGUGAUCGACUCCAACCUCCAGACACAGCAGCUUCAUGUCGCUGUCGAGGCUGUCCGCGCCAAACUUGAGACCGCUACUCAGCCCCAGCCCUUCAUCAAGGAGCUUGUUGCGCUCAAGGAGAUUGCCGCCGACGAUGCAGUUGUCAAUGCGGCUAUCGCCUCGUUGAACCCGGCUGCGUACCAACGCGGACUCUUCACAACUCCUCAGCUAAUUGACAGAUUCCGCCGGGUCGCUAGUGAGGUUCGCAAGGCAUCACUCCUCCCCGACAAUGCUGGUGUUGCUAGCCACGCUUCCAGCUGGGUUCUCAGCCACGUUAUGUUCAAGAAGCAGGGUCUUCCAGAGGGCAAUGACGUGGAGAGCAUCCUGACAAGAACACAGAUCUUCUUGGAGGAGGGCGAUCUGGACGCCGCUGCUCGUGAGGUGAAUGGCUUGGAGGGAUGGGCCAAGACCCUUAGCAAAGACUGGCUGGGCGAAGUGCGCAAGGUAUUGGAGGUCCAGCAAGCGCUUGACCAUUUCCCAUUCUGUAUGAAUAAAAUCGCAAUGAUGAAGCCGUCGUUGCUAAGCAGCACCCGUGGCCGCAUUCGGUGCUUCAGCUCGGCCUCCCGCGGCUACACUGAAGCCCUUGAAAGGCUCUCUUUGCUCGCCUCCAACCGGACCAGCACUCGCCUCUUCGAAGUGCUAAAGGCUCCGUCCGAUAUAUUGGCCCCCAAGAAAGACCGCAACGCAGAUGCGAUCCCUGAGAUGCUCGCGUGGAUGCGGCGCGCGGGAUACACGCCACAUGACCUCUGCCGCAUACAACACAUCCGCGUCGCGGGGACCAAGGGCAAGGGCUCAGUUUGCGCCUACGCGACGGCCAUCCUGCGCAAGUACGGCAGAGUUGGGACAUACACCAGCCCUCAUCUCCUGAGCCCGAGAGAGAGGAUUGCGAUUGAUGGGGAGCCGGUGGAGAAGGAGCUGUUUGCCAAGUCGUUCUUUGAGGUGUGGGAUCGGUUCACGGAGGCGGCGAUGAAGGAGGGUAAGACUGCGGCGGAGGCUGAGGGCCCCGAGUCGAAACCAUUUUAUUUUCGGUUCAUGACGGUAUUGGCUUGGCAUAUAUUUAUCAACCAAGGGAUCCGCGAUGUCGUAUUUGAGUGUGGGAUUGGUGGCGAGUACGAUGCGACGAACGUCCUGCCCGCGGAGGCGGUGUCCGCGGCUGUAGUGUCGCAGCUCGGAAUUGACCAUGUAGCCAUGCUGGGGGACACGGUUGAGAAGAUUGCUUGGCACAAGGCAGGCGUGUUCAAGCGAGGAAAAAAGGCAUUCACCAGGCGGCUCGACGACCAGCCAGAGGUCAUGGCAGUGUUACGAUCGAGGGCAGAAGAGAAAGGUGCCAUUCUGGAGGAGAUCGAUGACGAUGUUAUCAAUGCUUGGGGAGGUGUCAAGGGUACAUUGAAAGGGGAUUUUCAAAAGAUUAACCAGGCGCUGGCGAUCUGUGCCGUGCGAGAACAUCUUGGGCUGGAAAGCACGGCCAGGGUCAGCUUGCAAAACCCACCCGAGGAGAUGAUCGACGGCCUGAGGGAGGCAAGGUUACGGGGGCGUGGAGAGACCAUCAAAGAUGGUGAAGUACAAUGGUGCGUUGAUGGCGCACACACAAAGGACAGCUUGAUAGAGGUUGCCCGGUGGUAUGGUCAGGAACUUGACAAGAACGAAAAGGUUGUCCUGAUAUUCAACCUACCGGAUCGAGAUAUAUCGGGACUUCUAACCGCUUUCAUGAGCACUAUGAAGGCUGUCUCGGGCCGGGAAGAUAUCUUUAGCCAUGCGCUCUUCACCACUAAUGAUAUAGAAGGACCAGCUGCAGACGAAAAAAGGGAUCUGGCUGUCCAGCAAAAAGGAGCUGAAACCAUGAAACUUCUUGCCCCAGGUUGUCAGGUACAGACUUUUGACAACAUCAGGGACAGUGUUUUGGAAGCAGGGAGAAUAUGCAGGGACCCAGGUGGUGCCAAGAGAGUAUUGGUAACAGGAAGCAUGCACCUUGUAGGUGGCGUUAUUGGGAUUCUUGAGCCUUGGAACACUGAUUGA